UAACAAUCAGUUAAUCCUUCAUAAACGUUUUGGAGACAACCUUUAAAGCAAAUCAAAAGGCUUUUGAUCUUGAUAAACUCCGAGAAAUUCUACCAUUUUUUGACGUUGGAUCCACACCCCAUGUAAACUUUGCUUUGAAGCCUCAAAAUCUCUCAAAUCAAAUGUCAUGUCCAUUAAUUAAUGAAUUUCCAUUUCCAGUAAGCUUAUUCAGAUGUAUUCUCAUUUCUCAGCAAUGAUCCCCCUCCCUUCCCUUCUCUCACUUCUACUUCACUCUCUCUCUCUAAUUUUUCUUUUUGAAGAUAAAAGAAACAAUUUUGAAGGGGUGUGUGUGUUUUUGGGGAAAUGGGUUCCUGUGUUUCGGUGCACAAAGAUCGGGAAUCCGCCGUGAAACCCCGGCUGUCAUUCGGCUCCAAAAAAGAUAAGCUUGUGAUCACCGGCGGGGAUCCUAUGGUUGCUGAUGUGGCCCUCGAAUCUAACCCAACAUACAUUGUUCGUGAUUUUGGUAGCAAAGAGGAAGCCUUCUUUGAUUCUCAGCUUUGGUUAGAGUCAGAUUGUGAAGAUGAUUUCUCUAGUGUUAACGGUGAUUUCAUUCCAUCUCUAAGUAGCACACCAGUUCAUCACUGCUUUUCUGUAGAAAACCCUGUUUCUGUACCCCUGUCAUCUUCUGCAGAUAAGAAAAAGAAACUCUCGGACCUCUUAAAGGAGAGGUUACAAGUUGAUCAUGAUUUGGACGAACAAAAUGCAUCUGGUAACCAAAAUGUGGAUGAUGCAGAAGUGAAAGCUGUGGUACCAAGUAUUGUCCUCCCACCAAAAUCUGCAGUUGUCUCGCCUGAUGUUCCGGGAGCUAACUUUGCGGAUACUACUGAAAGAACAUUGAAUGGGCUGUUCAGCCACGAUGACAAAUCAGUGAAGUCUCGCCUUCCAAGGUUGAUAUCAAGCCGUAGCUUUAGCGAAAGGAAAAAGAGGAUGAACCUUUCACGUAGAGAGAAGAAUUGGGUGCGGAGUUUUUCCACAACUUAUAUGCGAAGAACCCAUUCCCACAACUUUUAACAAUGUGAUUGAGUAUAUAUUUGAAAAUGUUAAUACUGUUAUAAAUUGGAAAGAAAAAGAGAGAACGAAGCCAAUAAACUGAUGUAUUCUAUUAAGAAUCAAAGUCUCAUAUUUAAGGGGAAGAAUUAGGGUUACAAUGGGUACAAUAGUCAUAAUGAUUAGGA
Molecule: messenger RNA, 1214 nt
Organism: Olea europaea var. sylvestris
Lineage: Eukaryota; Viridiplantae; Streptophyta; Magnoliopsida; Lamiales; Oleaceae
Exons: 3
Coding region: 343-1050 (235 amino acids)
Source: RefSeq, a predicted model, not a curated record